Messenger RNA from Colletes gigas, 2364 nucleotides. Its product is annotated as proline-, glutamic acid- and leucine-rich protein 1-like. Gene Ontology annotation, biological process: rRNA processing. The coding region runs from base 1 to 2364 and encodes 787 amino acids. Lineage: Eukaryota; Metazoa; Arthropoda; Insecta; Hymenoptera; Colletidae. The transcript has 7 exons. The record is from RefSeq and is a predicted model, not a curated record. Gene Ontology annotation, cellular component: nucleus.
AUGGCAACAAUAAUGGAAUUAAUUAAUUUUCACGAUCAUAGCUCGAAAGAAUAUGAUAAACUUUUGCAAGAUUUAAUAUGCUCCAACGGAGAUAUACCAUUUAACAUAGAAGAGGUUGAUGAAGCACAAAAUGUCAUUAUAUCGACUAUAAAUAAUUAUUUAAAUCGAUCACAGACGCGAUGCAACGGUCUGUUACUUUUGGACAAAAUUUUGUCGCAAUGUUCGAAAGAUAUACUUUCAAAAUAUUGUAUAUUAUGGAUGUCAAAAGCUACACAAGUAUUAGAAAGCAUUCAUAGCGUUCCGCAAGAACUAAGUAUUUCCUGUAAAAUUCUUGGGCAUUUAAUUAUACGAACCAAAGACAUUCCUGAAAUACAGAAACAAGUAUCUAUGCAGAAUGUAAAACAACUUGUUAACGCGUUUGGAAAUUUAGAUACGGAGAGAAUAUUUGGUCCGGUGUAUUAUUUGAUCGCUGUGUUAUUGCAUCAGUAUCCUGAAGUUUGCGAACGCUUUCAGACAUCCAUUAGAAAAACAAUAUUAUUGCAAAUUGAUUCCACCCAAGAGAAUUUAGUUCAUGCUAGCGCAAAGUGUUACGCGCUUCUAGCUAAGGCAACAGAGCGCUCUUUCAAACCACCAGUUUCAAAACCCACUUACACUAACUGGUUGUAUCAUCAUGCGCUUAUUUGUAACAGUUUACAUACUAUAAUGGAUGAGUUAUUUUCUAGUUUGAUAGAAUUAGAAAAUAUAAACAUUUGGGAUAAACUAGAAUUACCAAAUAUAUCGGAAGAGAAUAUUAUUCAGUUCUAUUUUAAACAACAACAAAGAUUUUUGAAUUUAUGUUCUUAUUUAUCUUGCAUGCUGCGUGGAUUUGGCAACAAAAACUCAGUAUUACCUCAUGAGAUUUUGAAAGUCUUAUGCAGAGGAUUGGCGAUACAGCCUUCAAACUUGAAGAAUCGAAAUUCUAUCAGAGAACAGAUGUUAUAUCUUAUCUUGCCGAAAUUGCAUAUUGCUUUGUUCAAUGUUUUGAAUGGAUUAAUAGAUGGAUUUAAGGAGCAGUUAAUACCAUUCGGGUCAACAAUAUUACAAUUGUUCCUUCAAACGUUACAAUGGACAGAAAUUGUUUCCGAAAAUCAUAUAACUAUUAGUGGUAUUAAACCAUUCAGAAAUGUAAGAAUAUCUGUUUACAAAUGUCUUACAUCUUGGCUUGUAAAUACUAAUUUACUAUCAGGCAUAGAAACAGUAGCGAACGAAUACCUUCCUUCUAUACUAAGAGAUAUAGUCCCAGAAAGAGAUCGUGUUUUAUUAACUAUUCAGAAAACCAAUAAUUUAUCGAAAAGAGCGUUAAAGCGUCUUCGAGAUAGUCAAUAUGAAAAGGGUACAUAUUUAAACAAUGAAAUAGGCUCUAGCAAAGAAAAUUAUCUAGAUGUAGAUACGUGCAAAGAGAGCCUUAUUACAUUGCAAAACAUAUUUUUGAACGGUGGAACUCUUUUAAAGCAAACAUUCUUCAGAACGGUACAAAAUAUUAUAAUACCUCUUCUAUAUGACUGUUAUUUGAGCUCUGUUGACCAGAAAUUUUAUAAAGAGACACCUGAAUGCCGAUUGUUGUUAUUAAGAGUUCUGAGAGCUUUUCAAAUGAAUCCACAUUCUUUGGUGCCUUUGCCCACACAAUAUUCACUAGAAAUAUUUGAAAUGGCUUUGAUCGAUAGUAAUGUAUGUAUUAGUCAAGAGGCUAAAAUAGCAUUAGCAGAACUUGAAAAAAUUCUGCAUCCCCAGGCACCAUCUAUACAAAUAUCUCAAGUGGAAUCAAUACAAAAGGAAUUUGUUAUUGAUAGCGAAGAUAUAGAACGCGCUAAGACAUUAGGAAAUGAACUUGAUGAAAAUACUGAAGACGAGGAUACAGCUCCGUCGUUAAAUAAAAAAAUGAAAGUAAUAAAUCCUGUUUUGGAUAACUCUGUUGAAUCUAUUACAAACAUCUUUAGCAUGCAGAGUACUGAACAAAAUAGUGAAGUUACGUCGCACGAAAGAAACGAAACUGUAGGAGAUAAAUUAAGUAAUACAGAAAAAGAAGUAACAAUCACGGUACAAGAUAAAGAUACAGUGUCGAAUGAAUCUAGAUCGACACCAGAUAUAAAUACUACAUUAAAAAUUACAAACAGUGAAACGCAAUCAACGUUAUUGCCGAAUGUUGUUCAAGAAAAUGAAGACAAUCAGACCAAAAACAUGGACACGUCGGAAGAAAUUUACCAUAAUCCGGAAAACGAUGGUCGUUCGCCUAAAACUGAUCAGGAGCAUUUGCCAAUAGAGAGAACAGAAGAAGUGGAAGAAAUUCUGCAAUUAUUUCAAGAUGUACCGAAAAUUGGCAAUUAA